This is a messenger RNA of Durusdinium trenchii, 1362 nucleotides long. The record is from the annotation of a GenBank genome assembly. NCBI's taxonomy places the organism in Eukaryota, Dinophyceae, Suessiales, Symbiodiniaceae.
AUGGAAGAUCCUCCUGCAGAAAUACAACCAGACCUGAACCUUUUGUGGCACAGCAAAGCUGGGGUGCCAGCCGCCUUUGCUACUCGCGUGCCCAAGGCGGUUGAACCUGUGAAUUUGCACCCGCCAAAGAUGCAGGCUCCAGGGAUUGGAUCAACACAUCCCAUUUUACCAGUCCCGCCCAUGUUGCCGAUGAUGCCGCCUCCUUUGCCAUCAAUGCCGUCGACGCCCAUGACGCCGGGGAUGGCCCACUUACCCGCCUUAGCGAUGCAGCCAGCGAUGCCAACGAAUGCUCCCGUUGGAGCUUUUCCAGCACCUCUCACAGCUCCAACAGCUCCAACAGCUCCAAGAGCUCCACCUCCACCGGCUCCACCGGCUCCAGCAGCUCCAGCUGUAGCAUUUUCGGGUGCCCUGCCACGACCGAAGCAUGGUGGACAUACUCUUGAUGCUCACUUAGAGGUGGCCAGGCUGGCGCAGGCUUGGCUUGAUCGAGGUUCUCGGGCUGAGAAGGACAAAUCUGAUAAGCGCAGAAUAAAGCGGAACAAGGCAGAAAUUGACCCUUACCUUCCUCCAAGAGAGCCUGCACAAGAGGAUGAUCCAUAUUCGGUGAUGCUUGCAGAGGCAGAAGCUGAAGAUGCUGCAGAGCUUCCGGAGAUGCCACCUCCGACAAGCAUUUCUGCUCACAAGCGGAAAGCUUCUCAAACGGAUGCGCUCUCGCUUUCACCGCCAGGCCGUCCAGCUAAAGUUGCCGUGAUUGAGGCUGAAGCAAAGGCCGAGACGGUGAAGUCUGACUCAUCAGAAGCUUCAGACUCUGAAGAGGAGGAAUCUGAAGAGGAGGACGCGGAAGAUGACGACAUCGAGGAAGUUCCUGCUGAGGUUGGAGAUGGGGAAGCUGCCAGGCUGGAACUCUUCAAGCUGGGUGCCAAAUGCUGUAGCGUGGUUGCUCACUUUGUGGGUGGUCAAAAAGCUUCGCUUCCUGAGAACCGAAGGUUGGAUAUCGACCAACGUGUUCGCUUGGAGCACUGCCGGAAGCAUUUGCAGUGGGCGGGCGACCUUGCUACGGUAUGGCACUUGGCUUUGUCCGAUCUGCGGGAGAAGGUUGCCUGGACAACGUUAUGUACAUACUUUGUCUCCCGCAAGCGUGUGGGAUUAGCAGAGCUAAAGGGAGGCGUUGUGUACAUCGUACCUCCAGAUGAUACCUUUCUGUCAGAGCUGGGUCUUCCUGCUGCUGCGGAAACCUUGGCUGGAAGCUUGCUGGGGUUGCAGGUGCGCACUAGUGAGCUUCCAACGGAGGAAUCCUUGCAAGAGGAGGUUGGCUUGAAUGAGAAAGAGGUUGCCAAAGAAGCGUCGCAAUUAUCGACCUAA